This is a messenger RNA of Carlito syrichta (Philippine tarsier), 2288 nucleotides long. RefSeq names its product meprin A subunit alpha (gene MEP1A). Gene Ontology annotation, biological process: proteolysis. The transcript has 14 exons. Gene Ontology annotation, cellular component: membrane. The record is from RefSeq and is a predicted model, not a curated record. Bases 39 to 2288 code for a protein of 749 amino acids. Gene Ontology annotation, molecular function: zinc ion binding; metalloendopeptidase activity; protein binding. Lineage: Eukaryota; Metazoa; Chordata; Mammalia; Primates; Tarsiidae.
AACAAGGUGUCUUUGCUAAAAUCAAUUCACUUGCAACAAUGGUUUGGACUAGACCCACCUGCAUUCUCUCUUUCACCUUGGUUUUUGCCCACGUAGCAGCUGUUUCAAUUAAACACCUUUCCAAAGGAAAUGUAUAUGACACAUAUUUUGGUGAACAGAAGGAUAUUUCAGAAAUCAAUUUAGCUGCAGGCUUGGAUCUCUUUCAAGGGGACAUCCUCUUGCGGAACUCUCGAAAUGGCCUGAGAGACCCAAGCAGCAGGUGGAAGUUCCCCAUUCCUUACAUCCUGGCUGACAAUCUAGAGCUGAAUGCCAAAGGAGCCAUUCUCUAUGCUUUUGAAAUGUUUCGCCUCAAGUCCUGUGUGGAUUUCAAGCCCUAUGAGGGAGAGAGAUCAUAUAUCAUAUUUCAACAGUUUGAUGGGUGCUGGUCUGAGGUUGGUGAUCAACACGUGGGACAGAACCUUUCCAUUGGCCCAGGUUGUGACUACAAGGCCAUCAUUGAACAUGAGAUCCUGCACGCUUUGGGAUUUUACCAUGAACAGUCAAGGACUGACCGGGAUGAUUAUGUGAACAUCUGGUGGGAUGAAAUUCUUGAAGGUUUCCAGCACAACUUCAACACCUACAAUGACAGCUUCAUCACAGAUCUCAAUACACCCUAUGAUUAUGAGUCUUUGAUGCACUAUGCACCUUUCUCAUUUAACAAAAAUGAAAGUGUUCCUACCAUCACAGCCAAGAUCCCUGAGUUUGAUUCCAUCAUUGGGCAGCGUCUGGAUUUCAGUAACAUCGAUUUAGAGAGGCUGAACAGAAUGUACAACUGCACCACAACUCACACUCUUUUGGAUCACUGUACUUUUGAGAAGGCAAACAUCUGUGGGAUGAUUCAAGGCACCAGAGAUGAUGCUGACUGGGUCCAUGAGGACAGUGCUCAAGCUGGACAAGUGGAUCACACCUUGCUGGGACAAUGCACAGGUGCCGGCUACUUCAUGCAAUUCAAUACAAGCUCAGGGUCAGCAGAAGAGGCAGCCCUGCUGGAAUCUCGGAUUCUUUACCCAAAGAGGAAGCAGCAGUGCCUGCAGUUUUUCUAUAAAAUGACAGGAAGUCCUUCAGACAGACUCGUCAUCUGGGUCAGGAGGGAUGACAGCACGGGAAAUGUUCGCAAGCUGGUCAAAAUACAGACCUUUCAAGGAGAUGGUGAUCACAAUUGGAAAAUUGCUCACGUGGUGCUCCAAGAGGAAAAAAAGUUUCGCUACCUUUUCCAGGGUACAAAAGGUGACCCUCAGAACUCAAAUGGGGGAAUUUACCUGGAUGACAUCACUCUGACAGAGACCCCCUGCCCCACAGGGGUUUGGACAGUACGGAAUUUCUCCCAGGUUCUUGAGAACACGAAGAAAGGGGACAGUCUGCAGAGCCCUCGAUUCUAUAAUUCAGAGGGAUAUGGUUUGGGAUUGACCUUGUACCCCCACGGCAUGGCAAACUCCAUCAGCUCUGGCUACCUGAGACUUGCUUUUCAUUUGUGCAGUGGGGAGAAUGAUGCUAUCCUGGAGUGGCCAGUGGAAAACAGACAGGUGAUAAUGACCAUACUUGACCAGAAACCAGAUGUCAGAAACAGGAUGUCCUCAAGCAUGGUUUUCACUACCACUAAGUUCCAUACAUCUCCAGAGAUAAAUGACUCUGUCAUCUGGGACAGGCCAUCCAAGGUGGGAUCCUAUUAUUCGGACUGCAAUUGUUAUAGAAGCAUGGACUGGGGUUGGAAUGGCUUUAUCUCCCACCAAAUGCUAAAAAGGAGAAGUUUCCUUAAGAAUGAUGAUCUCAUCAUGUUUGUGGACUUUGAAGAUAUCACCCACCUUAACCAGACUGAAGUUCUCACUAAAGACAAAAGGUUGACUCCCCAAGGCCUCGUUCUCCAAGGCCAGGGGCAGAAAGCCCCAGAAGAAAGUCCAGGAAAAGCCAUGUUAGAGGAAGCUCUACCCAGUGGCCUGGACCAGGAGCACCCCAGCCGACAGAAGCGUUCAGUGAACAAUACAGUCUCCAUAGAGGACCACAACUGGCCACAGUACUUCAGAGACCCAUGUGACCCGAACCCUUGCCAAAAUGAGGGCAUCUGUGUGAAUGUGAAGGGAAUGGCAAGCUGCAGGUGCGUCUCUGGACAUGCUUUCUUCUACACGGGGGAGCACUGUCAGGUCCUGCAGGUGUAUGGAAGUGUCCUGGGCCUGAUGAUCGGAGGCACAGCUGGCACGAUCUUCUUAACACUCACCAUCAUCUCCAUCCUUUCCCAAAGGCCAAAGCAGUGA